Podarcis lilfordi (Lilford's wall lizard) is the source of this 9261-nucleotide messenger RNA. Lineage: Eukaryota; Metazoa; Chordata; Lepidosauria; Squamata; Lacertidae. The record is from the annotation of a GenBank genome assembly.
AUGGCGCAGCAUGACUUUGUUCCUGCCUGGCUUAACUUCUCUACACCACAGUCUGCUAAGGUAAACGACUGAAUCUUGGAUCAAACUCUUCAAUAACAUUUAGACAAGUUAUGGCCAGGUUGCCUAUUUGAUUAUGAAAUGCAUACAUGGCUUUGUAAAAUAGUUAAGUUAUAUUGGCCAUACUGAGCCCGCAUUAAAAGUGCAUCAACAAUAAAAUGGUAGCACAUUGCUACCAGAGUUGAUAGCCCAUUUGUCAAACUAAUGCUUGCAUUAAAAAAACUAACAUACAAAUUGCAUUUUUGGACAAUUUGUCACUAAUGAUCUGUCGUCAUGACAUGGGAAAAGCUGCAAAACUUAAAUGUAACCAGUGCCCUCUUCAAACUGUUUUUUGCUUCAUUGGGAAGGGUUGGUUUAAACUCUUGCGUUUUGUGUGGCUGCAAUGUAGCCUAUUCUAGUUACAUUAAUUGAUCCAUGCACUUUUGCCUCUGGCCCCACCCACCAGUGGCAUGCAUCCCCUGGAAGGUUCUCAGGGAAUGUAGACCUCGGGUUGAAAAAGGUUCUCUGCCCCUGGUUUGGAAUAGCCAGUCUCUCAAAGUCAUGCACAGAGAAAAUACAAACAUUUACCAUUACAGUAACACACAAAAUUGUUAAUUAAUAUGUGGGCAAAGUAUGUGCCCUGAGGGACAAAGUGGAUGUUCUGGGAACAACAAAUGCUACAAUAUGACUGAAGCUAAGCUGGUGUUGUCCUGGAAGCCAGACUACUGGGAGCCCCUUAUAAGAGUAUACAGUCAUACCUCGGGUUGAAGACGCUUCGAGUUGAGCGUGUUCGAGUUGCGCUCCUCGGCAACCCGGAAGUAACGGAGCGUGUUACUUCCGGGUUUCGCCGCUUGCGCAUGCGCAGACGCUCAAAAUGACGUCACGUGCAUGUGCAGAAGCGGCGAAAAGCGGCAUGCGCAGACGCGCUGUCGCUAGUUACAUUUACUUCUAGAUACGAACGGGGCUCUGGAACAGAUCCUGUUUGUAUCUAGAGGUACCACUGUAUAUAUAAUUUGGAUAGGGUUGUAUUUACCAUUAAGAUUCAAAUGUGCAGCAUGGGGGUGUGACAUUGCUCCUGUGUGCCCAGUAGCAGCUAUAGCCAGAAGUGCUUUUUGUUAGUUUUGAUAGGUGCACCAGCAGUUCCCAUUCCUGGUUAGGACAGACCUGGUAGCAAUAAUUAACGACAAUAUCCAGAUUGGAUUAUCAUAAUGCAUAGAACUAUUAUAAUGCACUCAAUGUGCACUUUCAGUAGCUUCUUAUAAAUGAAGAAUCUAAAUGCCAUUUUCCAAUAUGGGUCCUAAACUGUUUGACAGUUGAUCAAUCUGUUACCCUGAAAUAAUAGCAAGAUAAUUUGCUGUCACAGUGUAUUUAAAAGGAAUCAAGGAAGGAACAGAUUCCACACAAUUGCAAACGUGUGGCUGAAGCUGGUACAUAUAUACCAAAUAUAGCUUUGUUGGUUGGUUCUGGUGGUCACUGGAAUAUCACUUUUGAACAAAGUAGGAAACAGUCUGAUAAACUCCUGAAAACUCAUGCGGAGCUCAUAAUUCCAGAGCCUUUGCAUGUUUUGAUUAUUAUUUUUUCCUUAAUAGGCCCCUGGAACCACUCUUGAGAAGCACGGAGAGCAUCUUCCUCGGGGAGAGGGCCGCUUUGGAGUAAGCCGGAGACGCCACAACUCUUCUGAUGGCUUUUUUAAUAAUGGUCCCCUCAGAACUGCAGGAGGUAUAUAAAAGGGCUCAUACUAGAACUUGUACACACUGGUCUUAGGUUUUAUUACUCACUUAGGUGCUGCAAACAUUUAAAUGCUUGAAAAACCUGAUUGUCUGAGAUAAAAGUGUGGAGGUUUUCAACUUACCCAGGACUUUGUAACAAUUGUUUCCUAUGAGAGAGUAAACUGUGAGCACUCCGUAGGUAGUAUUCUGAUUUUUCAUGAUGUGCUAGGAGUCUGUUGGCAUACUUAAGCAAACGUCAAGAAGACAGCUGUGAUAGAAGACUAUAAUGUCAUUGCUUGUAUGGUAGAAUGGUUAGGGUAUAUUGUUCACUUGGACUUCAUAAUAAAGGCUGUAAUCCCAAGAUCUGGUUGGAGUAGUAAGGGUGAUAUUCUGAACUGACAUAGAGCAGGGAUGGGGGACUUUUCCCCCAGGUGGGCCAAAUCUGUUUCUGCCCUACACUUUGCAGGCCAAAUUUGGGCAGGGUCUCCCAUCUGUCAAUCACCCAAUAUCACAAUGAGGUGAUGUGCCUCUAUGAAAGAACACUCCCAGUAUGCCAUCAAAGAGAUUUGUUCCAGGAUUGCUAUGGUGUUUCCAUAAAAAUCAACUGAUGGAUGGUUAGAGUGUGCCCUGCUUCAGCAAGGGAACAAUGAUGAACUUGCUUCUAAUUGUUCCAUUGAAGCCACUUCAAUAGCUGCAUAUGGCAUUGGGGGGGAGGGAAAUAGAUAGGUGUGAUUUGCCAGAAGUAGCUGGGCUGCAUUGUAGGUCCAAAUUGGCUCCUGCACCAGAGGUUCCCAACCCCUGACAAAGUGCAUUGUUGCUGCACGCUGGCUUCAUUAGAGAUCUGUACUAUGGCAGAUAUUUUAGGUACUGACUAUUUUUAUUCAUACAACAACCUUUCUCUCAUGCAGACUGCUGGCAUCAGCCUUCCCUGCACCGUCAUGAUUCUGUGGACUCUGGUGCUUCUAAAGGAGUUCAUGUUGGGCUAGCUGGCAAUCAACCUGGCUGGUAUGGUUCUUCACGAGGCCAUGAUGGCAUGAAUCAAAGAGGAGGAGGAGGAACUGGAUCCCAUCGCCACUGGAAUGGCAAUUUCCACUCCCGAAAGGGUUCAGCCUUUCAGGAAAAGCCACCUGCUGAGACGAGGGAGGAAAAGGAAGAAAAGGAGAAACUGCAAUUUGAGGAGGAAGACUUUGUAAGUGUACAGUACUGUGUUUUCAACAAGGUUUCCUGCUGAUUUUCACAAGCACUGAUUUCUUCUAUGCUUUCAUGCGUCUCUGUGUUUCCCCAAACUGCAUAAUGUGUGAAUGCUCUGCCCCAAGAGAUGUGUCCAGAACAUAUGUCCACCUACAUGUUCAUAGGAAAACUCCUUUCUUUGGAUAUAGAUGGGAAGUUCCUCCCACGUGCCAGUUGGGCAACCAAUAUCAUUUUAGUUCCUUCCUCCUUCCAACUCACAGCUCUCCCUAAGGCUAGAUGCUGAUUAGACAUACUGAUUAUUCCAUGUUUAGUCUAUAUAAAAAAUUAAAUCUUCUUUUCAUGCAGUACAUCUGCUUCACUUAAACCUAUUUGUAUCUCCAACCUAGUUCUUUAAUAAACUUGCUAUUUGCUCACACUGGUUUGCAGAGUAAUUAAGUACAACAGCAAAGGAACAUUGUCAAGAUGUUGGUAUAUAAAUUGUGAGAGAAUAAUGUUGAAUUUAAAUUAAAUUAAAUUAAGUUUUUUAAACUUAGUCCUAGCUAAGUAACUUGAAAAUAGAGUUAAUAUUCUGUAUCAUAGUAAGACAUAUGUUUUUCUUUGUUUUCUAGCCGUCAUUGAAUCCAGAAGCUGGAAAACAGAACAGCCAGAGUAAACCAGUUGGGACUCCAUCUGGUGUUUGGGGUAGGUAUUGAGGCAUCAUCGAACAGCCAUCUUCUUAGUAAAAGAUAUAAAUUGUCUUUCCAUUUUCAGUCCCAAGAAUUUUGAAGCAGAUUGAGCUGAAUCUUAGAAUUUUCAAAGAUGCCUUGGAUAUUUAGUGGUAGUGUUGUAGAGUCCUUGGGUCUCACCAAGAAAUGCCUGUGUUCUCUUCUCUUCUCCCCCCACCCCAUCAUAUUUGACAUUCAGCAUCCGAGACAUUUAAAUCCUGCCCAUUCAGUAUCUAGAGCAUUUCUCCAAUUCUUUCCAGCAAUGUGGAAAGUGCUGUGUUUCCCAUCCCUCAUCCAUCCAAGCAAGAGAGUGAUAUUUGAGCCCUGAGCCUUAAGAAGCCACAUCGUAAAGGGUGGACUUGAUUCAAUGAGUUAUGGAUCCUUUUUAAUGCCCAAAGUAGCCCAUGUCAUCUACUAACCAUUAAUCACACAUCUACUGUACCAAUGUUCAGCCAUGUAACAUCCAAAGUAGUCCUUAAGAUUGUUAGGCCCUAUGCAUACCACUGGUUACAGACAUAUAGCCAGAAUGGAACAUACUAAUUGAAAGUCGAAACUUUUUGUGAGAGGCCUAAGCUAAACAUAGCUACUUGCAUCUUAGUGCUCAUCUAAACUAUAUUGGGCCUAAAAAUGAGCUUGUAACAAUAUGCACAACUGAUAAUUCCUACUGGUCCAGGUUUGUUCCCUCCAAAGACUCUCAUGGAAGAAUAGUGAAUAUAACUUGUUUCACCAGAUUGCAAUUAUAUAAAGCGUUGUCCUUUAGAAUUGGGCUUUAUUUGCAAUGAAUAUCCAUCUUGGUUGAAAACCUAAAAUAAAUCUAUUUGUUAACUACAUUUCCAGACUAGUCCUUCUCAGAUCCUGUCCUAUAUGAUGAGCUGUCACCAAAUAUUUCCUGUUUGAGCAGGUGCUAAAAUAACUGGGUUGAGAAAAGAGUGAACUUGUAGAAAAGAGGACUACGUUUCUGCCUUCCUGUAACAAGUAGUGUCUAUAAAACCAUCUAUUCCCAUUUGAACUAGGGAUGAACUGCAUUUUUAAUGAAAAUUUGGUGUGUUUUUCUUCCCCACCCCUUUUACUAGAAAACCCUCCUAGUGCCAAGCAACCUACCAAGAUGCUGGUCAUCAAAAAGGUUUCAAAAGAAGAUCCUGCUGCUGCCUUCUCAGCUGCAUUUACGUCACCAGGGCCUCAGCUUUCAAAUGGCAACAAGGCAACUACCAUUGUCCCAAGUGUCUACAAAAAUCUGGUUCCCAAGCCUGCAACACCCCCUUCCAAGGUAUGCUUAGGUUCACUCAGAUAAAAGGUAAAAGUACGACUGCAGGGGAAGUUUUAACAUUCUGUUGACUAACCUAAAGGAAAUAGUAAAUUGUGCUGUACUAAACCUAUACAAUACUAUUAGAAUGUAAAUGGAAAUAAAGGGUUCAUGUUGAAGGUUAAAAGUUUUUUUAAAAAAACUGGUUAUCUUGAGUUGGUGUUCUAUAUGCACUUCCCUCCUUUUCUCUUUUCUUCCCGCUCCCCAAUGUGAGGGUGUGCCCUCUCUCCUUUGCUGAGAAGGGCUGCAUUAUGACAACCAGUAGAUGCAGGAACAUUUGGUAUUAAGCUCUCAACAAUCUCUAUUUACUUGUGACUUAGGGACACGUGCCAGGUUUCCUCGUUACUCCAGUUCUGCAUGCUUUCUCCCCAGCUGUUCCUGGCUUCUACUUUUGUAUUCCCUGUCUUCAACUCUUAGUGCUUCCUCUACAGUUUAAAUGUUUUACACAGGGUGUUACCAUAUAAUCACCAUGCACAACAUGUGUCUUGUAGGAUAAAUGCAGCCCUCUCCAUUUGCACACAUUCAGGGGAAUUCUAAUUGCCCACUGUUGCACCUUCUCACCUCUUUGUAGGAAUAUGCAAGGCCUGCCAAAGCCUGUCACAAGUAGAAAUGGGGAUGGGAAACUUUCUACAUUACUCCGACCACUUUCUUUUCCUUUUCCUUUUCCUUUUCCUGGAUCCGUGAUGGGGCUGGUGCCAGUUUUUUCAGCCUGCUGACAAAAAUAUAAAUAGUAAUCAAGGUGACUGUCUAGUUUUAAGCAAGAUAAAAAAUUAAGUUACUGGAUUAAUUAUUGGUGUUGCUUUUAUGCAGUUUUUUGCUCCCUAAUGUUACUGUAUUUGUUCUUUUCUCAUGGUAGCCAAGCCAAUGGAAAGCUAACAGAAGUGAACAUAAACCAGGCUCGCUCUCCUCCAGCCGUGAUUCUGCUUUUACAAGUCCAGUGUCUGUAACCAAACCUGCUGUACUGGCCAGUGGCUCUGUUCUCACCUCUUCCAAAGAGGUAAGCUUGAAAGGUUGAAUUAAAAAACUGGAUUUGAAAGUAUUUGAACAUCAGUGAACAUACACUUAUGAUCACCCAGCUUAAAUGACACAAAUAGAAAUGAGGUAGGGAGGACAGGAUCCCUCUGGUAAAAAGUAAACUCUGGAAGAUUUGCAGCACUUUUAUUCUCUCUACAGAGUCCUUCCAGCAUCACCCCUCCCAUUGAAAUAAACUCCUCUCGCUUGACAAAGCUGAUGCGCCGCACCACAGAUAAGAAGAGUGAGUUCUUGAAGGCCUUGAAGGAUGACCGGAAUGGGGAGUUGCCAGAGCGCCAUGAGAGCAACAAAUUGGAGGAUGUAAGGGUGCAGCUCCGGUUUUUCUUUCUAGAGUAUUAAAACGAUAGGGAUUUUUGAGUGUGAAAUGAAAUGCUGUGUUAAAGGUAUGGCAGAGCUGGUAUUUUCCAACUAUUCUAAGUGCUUGACUUGUCUGGUAAUCAGCUACUUUUUAUGGGAAUUUGAUUUUUGGUUCUGUUCUUUGGCUUGUGCAGAUAGGUGAUAAAUGAUAGUUAAAGGAGUGAGUUUUCGCAUAAACAAAAUAUGUGUCCUCUUCAUGCACAGUAUGUCCAUUUAGUGAAUAACCCCUGCAGAAAUUCAUUUUUAAUCUAUAUAUACUAGUUUUUUCAACAAAUAAAACAAAGCUAUAUUUAAUUUUUAGAAAUGUAAAGUGCAUAACACAAAACAGUAUAGACAUUUUCAUUCCCCCACUCCCCAAAUAAUUGUGCUGGACUAGCACAUUAAGGUAAUUGAAAGCUUUUAAAGUCUUUUUACUUUUGGGAAAUAAAGGGUGAUAGAGGUAUUAAAGAGUACUGGCUACUGAUCUUGGAAGCAAAAGACCUUAUUGGUUACAAUAAGGUUAUAACUAAGCAUUUUGUCAGAUGUCUGUGGGACCAGAUCCAAUGUGUGCAGAAUACAUGGUUAAGUUAUUUGUUGGGAACCCGUUCACAAUCCUGAUUGUAGGAUUCAUCAAGGCUCGAAAAUUGCACACAUAGCACCCUGUUGGACAUGUGUUUUUACUUUGCUGGAUUGUGUUCUUAUUAGUAGGACUUGCUUCACCAUUCUAGAAACUACAGCUUCUAGAUAGAGGGAUCUUGGGGGAAAAAGAAUAUUUUUACAAUGUAAUUUGUUAGUAUUAAUUAUGGUCAGGAAGGCAGGGUAUAUAUUGAUUAUUUUCCCAAAAGUAAACUCCUUACAGAGCAAUUUGUGCAUGUUUUGAAGUCUUGCUGGGCUUAUUCCAUAGCAAGUGUGGUUUUGAUUGGAUAGAUAGCAGUACAAGAGUGGUUGUUUGAUACUAUGAUCUAAAGGCUCAGCAGCCUUCACCAGGCAAUUUGACUUAUUUUUUUCUCCCUUGCCAGAUGGAGGAUGGCAGCACACCAGAACCAAAGGAAAACUGGGAAGAGAAUUGUCACCAGAAUGGUCUUUCUCUGCCUUUAGAAGAAGGGGAGAACCUUUCUCACUCAUUAGAAGCAGAACACAGGUAAGAGGGAAGACAGACUGCUAAAGAAAAUCUUUUUCUACCAGCGUUGUAGAUAAAUUAGUGGAAUAAGAGUCAGAAGUAAAAGUAGAACCUGAAACUUCUUAAAGUUCUAUCACCAACCACAAGUUAUUGUCAGUUUUUGCUUCUAUUGUUUGAUCAUGCUGUUCUUGCAGCGUAGUGUGCUGUCCUGCAGUGGGUGCUCAUAUACUGGGAGGGUCUUUGCACAGAGGCAUAUUAUUUCAAAGGUGGUGGCAAGGGUGUAACUCCCUAACAUCUAUCUAUCACACAUAAGACCAGAAUGUUUUUGUGGAAUAAAUCAUUAAGUCUUCUGACACUACCCCAGCUGUUGGAGCACAACAGUAGAUACUUAAUGUCACGGCUAGAUCAGGCCUGCAUAAACCUGAACCCAGUAAUUGCUCAACCUCUGAUGCUGCAGUGCUGCUUCCUCAGAGCAGGCAUAGGAGUAAUGGCUCCUUAUCUGUUAGGGAUGCUUUAGUUGUGAUUCCUGCAUUGCAGGGAGUUGGACUAGAUAACCCUUGGGAUAGCUUCCAACUCUACAAUUCUAUGAUUCAUAACAGGAGUAGGGAGCAAGGUGUAUUUGCCAUCAUUUGUCACAGAGUCCCUGUUGACAGUGAUGUUGCUGCCACAAGGUAGUGAGUUGGGGAAGAUACAUUUUCUCCCAUUUGCUCUGGAAGAGGCAGAUGACACAAUUAUUUUCCCCAUUAUUUAUCACCCCUCAGAUUUUGGCAUACUGACAAGCACCUAAUACAUGCAUGUCAGCAUGCAGCCACAAAAAAAACUAUUCCUCAAUAAUAGUUGAUUUCUUACUAAUGAAUAAAGAAUACAAGAGGUGUAUUCUACUCAGUUAUAACCUGAGAGGGAGAAGGGGGCAACCCCAUCCACUUGGCUUCUAGCCCUAGCCAUCACUGGUCCAGUUCUUUCUCACAUUAACCCUCAGAAGUGGGCCUGUCACAAAAAAGCUCCUGAUUCCUGCCAUAUUCCUUUUUCAUUCCCCAGUCCCUCAUAACCACAUCAUUUACUUUCAUUACCUAGGUCCUUCUUCAUAAAGUCACCCCAUGUUCCUUUGCAGCUGAAGAAUACUUGUUAAAUAAUUGUUAACAAUUAUUUAACAUUAUUUAACAAGCAUUGUUAACAAUGCUUGUUAAAUAGAACUUAACUAAUUCAUGUAAAAAUCAGUGGUGAGUAUCUAUAGAAAACGUGUCAAUUUUGUAUGCAUUGUGAUGUGGGGGUGGGUCUUUCUUCCAUUGUUAAUCCAACCUCUCUUUCUCAACCCACCCCAUCUCCUUUAAAUUGAUAGGUUAUUGAAAGCAAUGGGGUGGCAAGAGUACCCUGAAAAUGAUGAGAAUUGCCUUCCCCUCACAGAGGAUGAGCUCAAAGAGUUCCAAAUAAAGUCAGAGCAGGUAUGUUUAGCUUUUGUGUUUAAUAUUAUUAUCAGUCUUUUAGCAUUGGUCAUUUCCUAGUUUUAUUUCAUAAAACCUGUGAGAUGACUGCAAAAGCGUCUACUCGUUAUUUUUUUGCAUGUUGACAAGCCUAUAUAGACUUUGUUUUAUAUGUACAUAGUAUUAGAGUGUACUUUGCUUUGAGCUCUGAAUGGAAAAGGGAAACAAAUAUGAAUUCAUUUUCCUUUCUUUCCUGCAGCUAAGAAGAAACGGCUUUAGGAAGAAUGGAUUUCUUCAAGGCCGUGGCAACAGUCAACUAUUCUCCCACUGGAGAAGCACUUUUAAGACAGAGAUUGAGGAGUCGGAUACAGAAACAAGUAGCAGUGAAACUUCAGACGAUGAUGCCUGA